GCUGGACAUCUACCACCAUGUAUACCAUCUCAAACAUCUAUGUUCUAGCUGCCUUUGGCACGAUUGGCGGUGCUCUCUUCGGCUUUGAUGUUUCGUCAAUGAGUGCAUGGAUUGGCCAGGAUCAGUACCUCGACUACUUCAACCAUCCUGACUCGAACUUGCAGGGAGGCAUCACGGCUUCUAUGUCUGGUGGUUCUUUCCUGGGUGCUCUUGCUGCUGGAUUCAUCUGUGAUGCUAUCGGCCGUCGCAGAUCUUUGAUGCUGGCAUCUAUCAUCUGGAUUAUCGGCGCUGCCAUUCAGUGCAGCUCUCAAAAUGUCGCUCAAUUGAUUAUCGGUCGUCUCGUCAGUGGUCUCGCUGUUGGUAUCACGUCUUCUCAAGUGNGUAUCCUUAUCAUGUUUUUGAUCGCCUACGGCUGUGCCAAGGGAGUCAGUGGUCCUUCAGCCUUCCGUAUCGCUUGGGGCAUCCAAGGUAUCCCUGCAUUCAUUCUCUUCGGAUCCUUGUUCUUUNUCCCGGAAUCACCUCGUUGGCUUGGAUCCAAGGGCCGCUGGCAAGAAGUUGAAAAUACUCUUGCCCUCCUACACGCUAAGGGAAACCUGGACGACCCUGCUGUUCAGGCUGAAUUGCUGGAGAUCCGCGAAGCUGUCGCUGCAUCUCAAAACACUGAGGGCGUCACUUUCUUCGGACUGUUCAGCAAGAACAUGUGGAGACGAACCAUGUGCGGCACCACAGUUCAGAUGUGGCAACAACUGAUCGGAGGCAACGUCGCCAUGUACUACAUUGUCUACGUCUUCGAAAUGGCUGGUCUCGGCGAUCAAACCCUUACUUCAUCCAUCAUCCAANUAGUGAGUUUUUGUGCCAUAUCGGUUCUCUCAAGCCGAAUUGUCAUCUUCCUGGUGACCACUGGUGUUAUUCUGCCCUACAUCGACAGAAUCCCUCGUCGUCUGCUUCUCCUGACUGGAUCUAUCGCCUGCUGUAUCUGCCACUUCACCAUUGCUGGACUUAUGGCUAGCUACGGACACCAUGUGGAUUCUAUCGAUGGCAACACUAUCCUCAGAUGGCAGGUUGACAACAACACUGCAGCCAAGGGCAUCAUCGCCGUCAGCUACAUCUUUGUUGGCUUCUACGGAUUUACCUGGGCUCCUUGUGGUUGGAUCUACAGCUCCGAGGUCUUUCCUCUCAAGUACCGUGCUCAGGGAGUCGGUCUCUCUGCUGCUACUAACUGGAUCUUCAACUUUGCUCUCUGGAAGACUUACAUCAUUUUCGGUGUUUUCUGCUUCGUCAUGACCUUCCACAUUUUCUUCACGUAUCCUGAAACAAAAUCCAAGACCUUGGAGGAGAUUGACGUUCUGUUUGACGCCAGAAUCCCUCCAUGGAAGAGCAAUCAAGUCAAGAGCCGCUUCAGCGAAAGAGUCGAGACUGCUGUCCGCAAAGGCUCUAUCACUGAGCACGUCGAGAACGAAGCUGAUAAGAAGAGCUCCGACUUUGCUGUUCAGAAGGAGACUGUU
This is a messenger RNA of Aureobasidium musti, 1505 nucleotides long. Lineage: Eukaryota; Fungi; Ascomycota; Dothideomycetes; Dothideales; Saccotheciaceae. The record is from the annotation of a GenBank genome assembly.